CCGUUAAAGCUACAAGAGUCAUUCAUAAUGGCUGGUAAGUUUCGUGGUGAUGUUGGGAAGCUGAGUAAACCAAAGAAGAAUAGGGCUUCACUAAAGGUUAAAAGGAGUAAGGUGACCUCCCUGAUAAAACGUAGCCCUAAGCUUCCAGAAGAUGCCUUGCAAAACCGCCUAAAUGAGCUUAUAAAUGGUUCAGAGGGAAUUAAACCUUCCAAAGCCGCAGAACCACAAGGAGGGGUACAGAAGAAACCUGUCGGCAAAGCUGCAAUCGAGAUUGUUGGCAAAACGAGGGAAAAGUUCGUGCCGGAGCAAACGGUGGCACCGCAACGUACCACGGCCGAGGCGAUCGGCCUCAAAAUUCUGCACCGCGCCGUCAAAAGCCAAGGGCAUAACCGCCUCCUGCCGCAUCAAAAUCGCCACGAUUACGAAUAUCAACUGCGCACGGUUGCUACGAUGGGCGUAGUGCGGCUGUUCAACUCCCUCGCACAGGCGCGCCGCGCGAGCUCCGCGGUCGAUGUGGAUUUCAAAACCCUAACCGCGGAUAAGGUCAAUGAAAAGAAGCAAAACGUUUCCAAGGAAACCUUUCUUGCCACCCUUCGUCAGUAA
Molecule: messenger RNA, 603 nt
Organism: Phytomonas sp. EM1
Lineage: Eukaryota; Euglenozoa; Kinetoplastea; Trypanosomatida; Trypanosomatidae
Source: the annotation of a GenBank genome assembly